UUUGCAUCACACUAGACAUCCGUGCACCCUCUCACCUCUCCUGCAUGUAAAGCAGAACCCUAAAGGUGGGAAAAUUUCGGAAAAUCUCCGACAGUCCUCAGAAAUUUCUUAAUUCAAACACCAUGAAUGAAAGGAGGCUCUAGGCCCGUCACCCAAGUUUACCCAUUUUCUUUCUCUUAUAGGUAAAUGUUCCAACACCUAUUUAUUUAACUUUCUCACCAUCCAAACAGCCCAAUAUCGUACAAUAUCAGCUGUGGACUGGAUUCUAUUUUAAUAUAAUUUUUUUUAAUGAUUUUGAAGGGCCCUGUAAUUUUUUAUGUUCUUUUUAGCCUUCGAUUUGUUUCGAGUUCAAAGACACCCUCGUUGUGCAUUUUGUCUUCGUGAGGAGGCUUCAUUUGCUAAAAUGUUGCCAUUUUCAGGGACUUUAAUUCCAUCAAACUUCAGGGAAAAUUUUGUAGUGAGACCUUCAAUUCUACUGAAAAACUGAAUGAUAAAGAUUAUCAAUUUCACUAUUUGGCUCUGCUCUUUUUGGUAGAUUUGUUGUUCCUGUGAGGUGUUUGAUUUCCUAAUUUAUGUGAUUUAUCACAGUAACAAUUUCGCCACGAUUUCUUCCUUUCAGGAACUUCAUUAAGUUUUAUGCAAUUUCGCCUGUAAUUUUAGAGACCUAAUUCUUUCUUUGGUCCCCUCUUUUUGGUGACCAUGGCUUUCUGCUUAAUAUAAAUUAUUGUAUCUAGUUAAUUGCAUAAAAAUAAUGCUGUAUCUGCUAUAGUUUGUCUACAAUACUUCUUGGCCAUAUAAAGAAUGAAGUAACCAUAUAUUCUGUGUACAAAAUACGAGUUAGAAAUUUUUUAAGACAAAGUUUUGUUGAAGUAUGCAUAACAGAACCCCAAAGCAAUCUAAUGGUUAAGAAAUAUGUUUUAAACUGCAUCGACCCAUGUGAGAUAUAAAUAUUGUUGUAUUUACUGAAUCAACUAGAUGAAACCCGAGUUUUUGUUAAAAUUGCAGCUACAAGAAAUGAAUGAAUUUUGAAAUUUGUCCCAUGUAUAGCUUUCAAGGGAUUGAUUCAUAUGUGACAUGUUACCUUAUCGAUGGACUCGAUUUUAUAUUAUUUCUUUUGGGCCUUCAUACAGAUGUAUGCUAAAAGUUGCAAUCUAUGAGGAGUUUCAUCCUGAGACAAAGUUGGCAGGCUUUGCUAUCAUUUUCCCCUGCAUAUUUGGGGUUUUGAGUGUAUGAAUCAUGGUUCUAGAUUUUUUUUGUUUGUGCUGAUAAGUGAUAAAUAUUAGUUGAUGGUUGUAUACACAUAGAUACAUAUGUAUCCGUCCAUGAUUUAUGCUACUAAAUUUUUGUUUACUCAGGGAAAAAUAAAUAAUGGCCUUAAAAAGUUUCAUUUAUUAAAUAAGUUUUUUACUCUCUCUCUCAUGCAUUUGUUAUAUUUUCUCAAUGGAAUUAAUAAAUUUGAUUUAAUUCCUUUAACUUCCUUCCUCAUUGCUAUUACAAGCUGGAUGAGUUUGUAUGGAGAUAGGAUGUUGCUUUGAUUUUUAGAUGUUUUGUUAUUAUAUGGAUGUAAAUGCAAUUCAUUACUUCUUUUGGCCUGGCAAAUUACUUGCUAAGGUUUCCGAAAGUUUAUUAGCAUUUUAAAAAUUGCAUUGAAGUAGAAAUAUUUUUGUGAUUGAAAUAUGUGAAACUUUUACAUAUUGAAUUGCUUUGGUACCACACUUCAUUCCCCUUCUUCAAAUAUGAAUAAUCUAGUAGAAUUGAUGCAGUUUCCUAUAAAUUUCUAUCUCUGUGUGUGUGCGCUUGUCCACAUGUGCAUGCUCUUUUGCUUUAUCCCUUAUAUUAGUCAAAAAUAGGGUAGUUAAAAUAGAGCUAUGACCAAGUAGCAUUUGCAGCUCUUUCCUUCAAACCAGAUGUUCCUUAGCUCAUGAGAUGUGGUUCCAUUGUACAAGAAAUUUUAUUUAUUAGAGUGAACCAGAGCAGGAAUAUGGCUGUGUUGAAACUAGGCUGGUUUCAGAAUGACAAUCUUACUUUUGUUCUUAUCUUGUUCAAAACUUGGUUACAAUAUCCUUUUAACCACCUUUUGUUUGUAUUGAAAUGAAUAACAAUAAUGAACCUACUUCAAUUAGCAAUUUUAAGGAUUUCUUAACUAUUGUAACACUUUUGAAUUAGAAGUCAAACCGCUAUUAUACAUCUCAAGAAAACAAAAAGGUCAAACUUCCAUUUUUUUUCUCUGCUUCAAAUCAGAAUAGGCACUCUGUACUGUUUUCUCUUUCGGAUUCUUUUUUCCUUUUUAAAUUAUGAAUAAUAUUUAGUCUGCCAAAGUAGCCCAGUUGGUCAGGGCGAAUGUUGGGAGGUGUGGGCCCUGAAUCUUGCCAUUGAUGAUACCUUGAUUUACUUGGUGCUGGUAAGGGCUUGGCCAUAGAAGGUUCCUCAGUUAUCGAAAAAAAACAAAAUUAUGAAUAAUAUUUACUUACGAUUCAUGCUACUCUUAAAUUCUAUGCUAUAUCUUUGCUUUCAUUUCCAAUUGAUUUUCGUACUGUCUUACCUCAAUUCUAGGGAACUUUAGUUCCUAAAAAGGCACAAGGUAUAAAUUAUGGGGUGUAGUGUUAUCAUAUAUCAGACUUUUUGGGAUGUUGUGUUGUUUUAAACCUUCUUAUAUACAUGAUUUGAACUUAGUUUUCACCGUUGGAACCAAAAUUAAGUGUGGUUUUUACCUUGAAGGCUUGAACAAGUAUAGCACUUACUAAUGGAUUGGUUGCAUUAUUUUAUAGUAGGUAAAUGGAAAGUAAUAAGUCAAUAUAUUGCUAUCUUUAUUUUGGAGGGGAGAUCAUAAAGGCUGACGAUGGGUCCAUCAAUUAUAAAGGUGGAUGUACUAAUGGCAUAUGUAUUAAUCAAGGAAUCUCACAUGCUGAGUUUGUUUCUAAAGCAACCAUUGGAUGACGAUGAUGACAUAUAUAACAUGGUCCUCUUCAAUGACGGUUUCUCAAGAGUCUAUGUAUUUGAAGCUCAUAACGGAAGAGUAAAGCAAGGAGUAAUAGAUGAACAAAGCACUUCUGUUAAUGUGGAAAACAAUCAUUUUUCAUCGCCAUCAUCAUCAUCUCAAGGUGUAAAUGAUGAUAACACCAUUCAGAGACAUGAAGUUGUAUCAAGAUGCAUAGAGUUUGAAGCAAUUCCUCCAGUUUCAAGUACUCUUGGAAAGGCUAUAUCAGGUAGUGGGCAAAUUUUUACAAAUGCUGAUGAAUUCCGGAAUGCACUAUACCUUACCUCCUUAGCUGGACGAUUCAACUACAAGUUCAAGAGGAAUUCUUUAAAGCAGAUGACUGCAUGUUGCACAGCUGGUGGAUGUCCUUGGAAGAUAACUGCUCGUGGUGUUGGGGCUACCAAAAUUGUGAGAGUGCACACAUUUGAAAACAAACAUAAUCACUCUGCACAGGAGGAGUCUUCAUCAGUGCCUGCAUUACGACCAAAUAAAGCGGCACUUGUAAUUGAUGAUAUGAUAAGGGCUAACCCUGAUUACCUGCCCCGUCAAAUCUGUGAAGAUUUUGAAAGGCAACAUGGAGUGAAAUUGACCUACAAUCAAGCUUGGAAAUGUAAAGAGAAGGCGAAGGAGAGAAUAUUUGGUCUUCCACACAAUUCAUAUAAGUUGCUGCCCUGGUUAUGUAAGCAGUUAAUGGAAACUAAUUCUGGGACAAUUGCUGAAUGGACUUCCUCAGACAAAGGUAAUUUCAUGCAAUUGUUCAUUGCACAUGGAUUUUCUGUGCAUGGGUUUUUAAUGGGAUGCCGACCUAUCAUAUCCAUUAACUCAUCCAACUUGAGUGGGCCACACAAAGGUGCUUUGUUUUCAGCCUUGGCAUAUGAUGCUGAUGAUGACAUGUUUCCAUUAGCAUAUGCCAUUGUGAGUUCGGAAAAUUAUUAUAACUGGUUUUGGUUCUUACAGAGGCUAAAGCAGUUGGUUGGUGAAAUGGAGGUGGUCAUCAUUUCUGGAAGGCAUCAUGCGAUUAUUCGUAGUGUUGCAGAGGUUUUUGGAGUUGAAAACCAUGCAUAUUGUCUUCGUCAUCUAAAGGAGGACUUUAGCCACCAGUUGAUGAUGGGAAGGGAAGGUAAAGAUAACGCUCUAAAACUACUUGAUGCUGUUGCAUAUGCAAGGUUAGAAAUUGGUUACAACAGUGCAAUGGAGAACUUAAGGAGAUUUGAUGCUAACUUAGCCAAAUGGGUUGAAGAUAACAAUCCUGAACACUGGGCGAUGUCAAAGUUCCCUAAAAAGCGUUGGGACAAAAUGAAUACUAAUAUCUUUGGGUCAAUUAGUGCUUGGGUCAAAGAAGAACAACAUCACACAAUAUUUAGUUUCAUUGAGAAGCACAUGGAUAUGCUAGCCUCUUUGUUAGUUGAAUGUAAAACCACAAUGCAGAGUUGGGAAAGAUCCAUUGGCCCAAAAACUGAGGAUAAACUCUUGCAUAACAUUGCCAAAAGCAAAACAGUUUCAGAUGGGAAGGCAAAGAUAAGCGUUGACUUGAGGCAGCAUACUUGCACUUGUUUGGCUUGGCAGAUGUCGGGCAUCCCAUGUGAGCAUGCAUGUGCAAUGAUACAGAAGAUGAACCAAGAUGUUUAUGAAUUUGUUGAUGAUUGGUAUCAUUUGUUCAAGCAGGAAAUGGUUUAUUCUGGCACUUUGCAUCCACUUGAGUUUCAGAAUCUGCCAACAGUUCAUUCAGAUGGAAAUGUGCAUGAUCCAAAUGGUUAUGUGCAUGUUUCUCUUGAUCCUCCUGUUACAAAACGUUGUCUUGGAAGACCUCGACGGCAACGAAUCAGGCCAAAUUUAGAGAACAGAUAAUUGUUCAUUGCUCUCAUUGCAACGGCAGUAGGAAUUGUGCUACCUGCAAUGAUCCAAAUAUCUAAUCUAAAUCUUUGUAUGAUUUGAUGUGCAGCUAUUGCAGACAUUUGAUCUAACCUUUUUUACAUAUUGUAUUUGGUUUUCCAAAAUUCUAUCUGGGUGUUAUUUGUAACCGAGUGUGUUAUGACCUUUUCAUUUUGUUAAGUUGCUCCUGAUUCUUAAUGCUCAAAUUGAUCAAAGAAUUAUGAAAUUGAUCUAUUAGUUGUUCUUCA
Molecule: messenger RNA, 5097 nt
Organism: Vitis vinifera (wine grape)
Lineage: Eukaryota; Viridiplantae; Streptophyta; Magnoliopsida; Vitales; Vitaceae
Exons: 3
Coding region: 2840-4825 (661 amino acids)
Molecular function (GO): zinc ion binding
Source: RefSeq, a predicted model, not a curated record